AUGGCUGCGGGCCCCGGCAGCGGGGGGGCGGCGGCGGCGGGAGGGCCGGGCUGGCGGUUGCCGGGGCGGGUGCUGGAGCUGGUGUUCUCGUACCUGGAGCUGCGGGAGCUGCGGAGCUGCGCGCUGGUGUGUAAGCUGUGGCACCACGUCCUGCACGGCGACGAGAACAGCGAGGUGUGGCGCAGCCUGGCCGCCCGCUGCCUGGCGGAGGAGGCCCUGCGCACAGACAUCCUCUGCAACGUGCCCACAUACAAGGGCAAGGUCCGUGCCUUCCACCACGCCUUCAGCACCAACGACUGCUCGCGGAACGUCUACAUCAAGAAGAACGGCUUCACGCUGCACCGCAACCCCAUCGCCCAGAGCACGGAUGGGGCCCGGACCAAGAUCGGGUUCAGCGAGGGCCGCCACGCCUGGGAGGUGUGGUGGGAGGGCCCGCUGGGCACCGUGGCUGUCAUCGGCAUCGCCACGAAGCGAGCAGCCAUGCAGUGCCAGGGCUACGUGGCCCUGCUGGGGAGUGACGACCAGAGUUGGGGCUGGAACCUGGUGGACAAUAACUUGCUGCAUAACGGGGAGGUGAACGGCAGUUUCCCGCAGUGUAAUAAUGCACCCAAAUACCAGAUAGGCGAAAGGAUUCGAGUUAUCCUGGACAUGGAAGACAAAACGUUAGCGUUUGAGCGGGGCUAUGAGUUCUUGGGAGUUGCCUUCAGAGGACUGCCAAAAGUUUGCCUGUACCCGGCAGUGUCUGCUGUGUACGGCAACACAGAAGUGACUUUGGUCUACCUGGGGAAACCUCUGGAUGGAUGACGUGGAUUGUUUCCUUGGGACAUCGAGAUGGGGAUGAUCGGGAGGAGAAAUCUGCAUGUUGGGUAGAGGGAAAAACGCGGACUCGAGGAAAAACAACAAAAUGUGGGUGCGUCUACAAGAACCAUCAAGGGAAUCGCGUGGAGUUUGGGAGCGGAGGACCAGCCGUACUUCAGGAAUCGCGUUACGUUUCCUCUUCCUACCAGGCCAGGAAAAUCCUCAGGGUCGCCGUUGGUUGAGUGGGAAGCCGACGCGUGCACGUGGCACCAGAUGUCAUCGCUGACCUCAAAUAUUUAAGAAAGGAUUUGAUACAAGACUGCUUGAGGAAAAUUAACCUGCGAUUUGUAAGUGGCGUAUUUUGUGAAAGACUCCCGUUUUAAAACUGCUUGUUCCUUCCCUUCCCUUCCCUUCUUCGGGCCUGCGUGAGUGCUGGAGGAGAGCGAGUCCGGUUGGGUUUUAUUAUAAUAAUUAUCUUUUUAACAUCCCGAGAAGCAUGGUCUGUCUGGACUGCCCUUCUCUAGUCUAACGAUAUGAAACGCGUGCAGCUAUUUUUCAGUAUAUUUCAAGGAUUGUAUAUAUAGAACACGUUGAGCAGAACACUUAAGAGAAAGGGUUUGCUUUAUUCUAACUGGGUCAUAAUUUCUUAAAGGGAAAAAACCCCACUACACGGCAUCCGACAAUAUACCUCGGAGAGGUAUAUGAUGUUCCUAUAAGUGUAAUUCUGUUGUGUUGUAAAGCAUUUUGGGAGGCUCUUGUGGAGUACGGUGCUACAUUGGGUCCUUUUCUGUGAAAGUUUCCAUGGCUUUAGCAACAGUUUUGUUCUCUGCAGCAAAAUGUUUUCCCUUUUGCCACAGUUUGCUGACCCCUUUAGGAAAGGAAGGCACAGCACAGCGAGCUUGUCUUCCUUUUGUCAUAAAAAAUACCAAGUCUUAAAAGCAUUCUUACGCUUUCUAAUCACUGUUGCGAACUGUUUCAUAAUAACGAGGAAGGAGCAUUCAGUUUCUUAAUCAGGACCUCGAUUUUGGCUUAAAUGGCUUUGUAUGGCUUUAAGACUUGGCUGAACCUUUCUGUAAUUAAACAAAAUCCCCCAGUACCCAAGUAUUCACCUGCACCUGUUCAGUCAGGGCGAGUAAAACUCUCCUCAACCCUUUGACGGGGAUUCUGGGGUUUUUAACUUGCACCGAUGUUCUAUAAACCCCGUACAAACCCCUCCGGGGCAGCUGUGAGGAUGAGGAGGAAUUUUUUGGUGAAACCGCUUUCAUCAGAGGUUGGAAAGUCUGUAGGGAAAGUCUGUUCCUUUUAUUAAUAACAGCGCAUUAAACUCUGCAAGCCCUGUGGCUCUUUCUUGCUGGUUGGUGUUUCCCAGAGCUGUUCCGGCUGUUUCAGGGUUGCGUUUUCUUUCUCCCUGUCUGAAGAGCAAUGUUUAUACAACCUCUUUUUUGCUUUAUUUGCGCUAGAGAAUGUGAAUCGCUUAAUAUCGGGCACUGAGCAGGGAAGAGAGGAAUUCCUCCUCGGCUCUCGCUCCUUUCUCCUCCCUUUACUCAAGGGGGCUCCCGGUCUUAGUACCUCUUAGAUAACCACGUUCUGCGCCGGAAUGGAACACGUACGUCAUUACUGUUUAAAAGGAUUUUGAAGUAUUUAUUUGUUCUGCGUGUUGUUGAUCACAAUAUUGAGGUGCGUUCCUCUCGGCUGCUGUAUAGGAACAAAACGUGGUGAGAAAUGAAGAUGUUUCAAGUGGUGCUGAGAACAACCGAAUAAAUGAAGUGGGGUGGGCAUACAAGUACCUUGUGGGAAAAAUCUGUUAGAAGCUUUGAUUGUACUGGGCUGUAAAGUAUGUAUCUGCAUAGCAGAACCCUGGGGUGUGAAGUGGGGAAAAAAUGAAACAAAACCCUGUCCAAUUUCAGAAAAUUGUCCCCGAGAUGAAUGUAUCCUCAGCGCAGUCCUGAAAGACCCGACCUCUGCGCUUGUUCGUGAGUCCAAUUAGAUGCGAGUAAACCCUGAGAACUUCUGAGGAGUUUUAUUCACAGAUUAAAGUUGAUUUCCAUCCUUCAGACUGCAUCUUACCCUAUAAAUAACAUCCCUCAAAAAUGAGAAAUGCUGGAAGUUGAACAUUCCUUAAGGGUGGGUUUGGGGGGGACUCACUUCUGUAAGAUUGUAACUUAUUCCUGGAGACCAAUGCUGGCUGUACAAAGUAUUAAAAUAAACUCUGCUGUAAUUCAG
Messenger RNA from Columba livia (rock pigeon), 3021 nucleotides. RefSeq names its product F-box protein 45 (gene FBXO45). Gene Ontology annotation, cellular component: synapse; SCF ubiquitin ligase complex. The record is from RefSeq and is a predicted model, not a curated record. The transcript is spliced from 3 exons. Gene Ontology annotation, molecular function: protein binding. Lineage: Eukaryota; Metazoa; Chordata; Aves; Columbiformes; Columbidae. The coding region runs from base 1 to 804 and encodes 267 amino acids. Gene Ontology annotation, biological process: proteasome-mediated ubiquitin-dependent protein catabolic process; synapse assembly involved in innervation.